Molecule: messenger RNA, 1128 nt
Organism: Necator americanus (New World hookworm)
Lineage: Eukaryota; Metazoa; Nematoda; Chromadorea; Rhabditida; Ancylostomatidae
Exons: 10
Coding region: 1-1128 (375 amino acids)
Biological process (GO): unsaturated fatty acid biosynthetic process
Molecular function (GO): oxidoreductase activity
Source: RefSeq, a predicted model, not a curated record
AUGACCGUAUCCACUCAACUGAAACAGAAGAAGGAUAGGAGGAAUAUCUAUGUUCCACCACCAAAACUUCCCACUGUGGAUGAUGUGCGAAAAGUGGUCCCACCACAUUGUUUCGAGAAGAAACUUGUGAAGUCUAUCAGCUAUUUGGUGCAGGACUUAAUAGUCUUAGUCGGUCUUUAUGCUAUUCUACCUUAUGUGGAGCAAUACUUUGGUUGGGUUGGAUAUUUGGCUUGGUGUUGGGCGUUCGGAUUCUGCGGAUGUUCGUUGUUCGUCGUCGGCCAUGACUGUGGGCAUGGCUCAUUCUCGGACUACGAAUGGGUGAACGAUAUUUGUGGACAUAUCGCGCAUGCGCCACUUCUUGCGCCGUACUGGCCAUGGCAGAAAAGUCAUCGUCAACAUCACCAGUACACCUCACAUUUGGAUAAGGACAAGGGACAUCCAUGGGUAACCGAGAAAGAAUAUCGUGAAAGAACCACACUGGAAAAAUACUUUGCCUGCUUCCCGCUAUCUGGUUGGAUUCGAUGGAAUCCAAUCUAUACAGUUGUUGGACUUCCGGAUGGUUCACAUUUUUGGCCAUGGUCGCGACUAUUCACCACACCUGCUGAUCGUGUUAAAUGUAUUAUUUCAGGAGCAGCUUGUCUGUUUUGUGCUGGGGUUGCAUUUCAUUUUUGCGAUUAUUCAAUCUAUAAUUGGUUCAAGUACUACUACAUUCCGCUGACGUUCCAAGGACUAAUACUGGUGAUCAUCACCUAUCUGCAACAUCAGAACGAGGAGAUUGAGGUCUACGAAAAUGAUGAAUGGUCAUUUGUACGUGGUCAAACGCAAACUAUCGAUAGACGAUACGGGUUCGGUCUCGACACGAUCAUGCAUCACAUUACUGAUGGACAUGUGGCUCAUCAUUUCUUCUUCACAAAAAUACCUCACUACAACCUUAUGGAUGCGACAGAAUCGAUCAAAAAGGCACUAGAACCGUUGAAUGGUACACCGUACGGCUACAAGUCGGAGACGAACUAUGACUUCUUCUUCAGAUACCUUUGGAGUAACGUCGUACUUGACUAUCUGAUCUACAAAAGCAAAGGUGUACUCCAGUAUCGAAUUGGAGUCGAGAAAGCAUCGAAGACGAACUGA